CUUGGAUCCUUCUGCUCUUCACCAUCUGAGAUACUUUGUGAUAGCAGAAUCAAGCAUCGUCAUGUCGUCCUCUGUACUAGGUAAAAGGUCUCGAAGCUCGGCAUCGCCGCCCACCGGUCAGGAUUCAGGCCAUCCCGAGGCGAAGGAGUCGGUACAGGCAGAUACGCCUGUCACUUCGUCAGACGUCCCGGUCGAGAUACAAGGGCAAGCUGGUGCUGUUGUCGGUGUGGCUGACGAAGAUGAUGAUGACGACGAGGAAGUUGGACCUAUGCUCGAUGUUGGAGGAGAUGGAGAUGGGAACGGUUCGAACAAGCGAAGGAAGAAGAAAGCCGUACUUCCUCAUGAAAAGGUCUAUCUGGAACACUUGCCUUCCGCUGAACGAUAUUACAAGUCUUUCAUGCACCGAGACCAAAUCAACUUCGUAACCAUGACCAAGACCGACUUUGUAAUCACGACCUCUGUCGAUGGACACGUCAAACUCUGGAAAAAGCAAGCGGACAGUGUCGAAUUCGUCAAGCACUACCGGGCAUCUCUGAACUCGAUCGUUGCCGUCUCGGCCGACCACGAGGGCAAGGUGUUUGCGACAGUGUCGGAAGGGGGAGAAGGCCGUGUUUUUGACGUGGUCAACUUUGAUAUGAUCAACAUCCUAAAAUUCGAUUACACGCCCAAGGCAUGCUGUUGGGUCCAUCACCCUUCAGAUGGACGCUUCCUACUCGCUAUUUCGGAUGCCAAUUCGCCGAAGAUAUAUAUCUAUGACGCCCGUGGCGACGGCACUCCUCUGCAUGUGAUCGAGAAGGUGCACCGAGACAGUGUCCACGUCAUGGUGUACUCUCCACGCUUCGAUUGCGUUCUCUCGGCAGACGAAGCCGGUUUCCUGGAAUACUGGCGGCCGCAGGAACCAUGGGGUCUUCCGGACGACGUCCCUGGUCUCUGGCAGUACAAAAGUCAAACUGACCUGUUCGACUUCAAGAAGAGCAAAUCCGUGCCACACUCGAUCGCACUCUCGCCGAACUCUUCACACUUCGUAACAUUAUCGCUACCAGACCGACAAGUCCGGGUCUUCAACUUCCUGACGGGAAAAAAGACGCGACAAUACGAUGAGUCGUUGACCGCUAUUCAGGAGAUGCAGCAGGCUGGUACUGCUUCUGCGAAACUCGAUGACAUGGAGUUUGGACGAAGAUUGGCAGUGGAGCGGGAGCUCGAAAGGGGUAGCUUGGAAGGCGAGGGUAGUACCGGCAAGGGUGGAUUGCUUAGGACGGCAAACGCUGUGUGGGACGAGAGCGGCAACUUCAUCAUCUACCCUACACUAUUGGGAAUCAAAGUGCUCAAUACGGUAACGAAUCGCGUGUCAAGGAUGUUAGGGACGUCGGAGACUUCGAGAUGGUUGAACCUGGCGCUUUUCCAAGGCGCUCCUUCAAAGAAAGGACUAAAAACAUUGGCGAUGGCUGCAUCGGCAAAUCCUUUGUUAUUAGACACCGAAGGUCGGGAUCCUACCCUUUUUGCGACUGCCUUCAAGAAGCAGCGAUUCUACAUCUUCUCGCGAUCAGAACCAGAAGAUACCAAAGGGGGAGAUCGAGAUAUCUUCAACGAGAAACCGACCAGAGAAGAGCAGACCGUGGCUAUGGAGACGCAACCUGUCAAGGUCGCCGCCAGUGGUCGGACCGCGGUUAUUCAUACCACCAAAGGGGAUAUCCAUUUCCGGCUGCAUCCCGAGUAUGCACCAAAGGCGGUCGAAAACUUUGUGGAGCACUCCAAGAAUGGAUACUACAAUGGCAUCAUCUUCCAUCGAAUCAUCAAGAAAUUUAUGCUGCAAACGGGAGACCCUCUGGGUGACGGUACUGGUGGUUCUUCCAUUUGGGGUUCGGAGUUUGAGGACGAGUUUACUCCAGCUUUGAGGCACGACCGACCCUACACACUCAGCAUGGCGAAUGCCGGUCCUCGCACCAACGGAAGCCAAUUUUUCAUCACGACUGUUCCUACCCCUUGGCUGGACGACAAGCAUACUAUCUUCGGUCGCGCAACAGCAGGACUCGACGUUAUUCAUGCUAUCGAAGACGUGCGAUGCGACAAGACUGAUAAACCAUUUGAGGACAUCAAGAUGGUCUCGAUCGAUAUUGACUGAUCGAGAACGAGAUAUGUUCGUGCUUGAGCGUGUAUAGAGUACGAUCGGGUAUAGGUGUAGUUACAAUGACAAAAGCAGCCAGACCCUCAUGCAAAGCU
This is a messenger RNA of Filobasidium floriforme, 2220 nucleotides long. Its product is annotated as putative peptidyl-prolyl cis-trans isomerase. The transcript has 14 exons. NCBI's taxonomy places the organism in Eukaryota, Fungi, Basidiomycota, Tremellomycetes, Filobasidiales, Filobasidiaceae. Gene Ontology annotation, molecular function: peptidyl-prolyl cis-trans isomerase activity; protein binding. Gene Ontology annotation, biological process: protein peptidyl-prolyl isomerization. The coding region runs from base 62 to 2122 and encodes 686 amino acids. The record is from RefSeq and is a predicted model, not a curated record.